Juglans regia (Persian walnut) is the source of this 2550-nucleotide messenger RNA. RefSeq lists its product as uncharacterized. The transcript is spliced from 18 exons. Lineage: Eukaryota; Viridiplantae; Streptophyta; Magnoliopsida; Fagales; Juglandaceae. Bases 225 to 2231 code for a protein of 668 amino acids. The record is from RefSeq and is a predicted model, not a curated record.
UUUCUUGCGGAGACCGUAGGUCGUUAGAGAGAGAGAGAGAGCGAGGGGGGUAAGAGAGAGCCGUUUGAUCUUUGAACAGUGAUGGCUCCCUCCAUCUUCUAAGCAAAGCCAAAUCAAACCAAAAUUCUCCCUUUACUUUCUUACCUCUCUAUUUCGAUUCCUGCCAUACCUGUUCGUUUUACUUUUGCCCCUUCCUAUUCCGUUAUCUGCGAAAUCUCUCAGAGAUGGAUGAAACUUUAAACGACAAUGAAUCCUUGACGACUCGCAUCCAACAGUUGGAACGUGAUAUACUUAUUUCAACAAGAUGUACUAUAUGGACCAUUUCUCUUGUAGAGCGUGAUGAAUUGCGCAAGGAUAUUGAGCAAUUGUGUAUGCAACAAGCUGGACCUAGCUACCUUGCUGUGGCUACACGGAUGCAUUUUCAAAGGACAGCUGGCUUGGAGCAGGAGAUUGAAAACUUGAAAAAGAAACUAUCUACUUGCACAAGAGAGAAUAUAAAUCUGCAAGAGGAGCUUUCAGAGGCCUACCGAAUCAAAAGCCAACUUGCUGAGCUGCAUGGUAUGGAGGUCUCAAAGAAUAUGGAAGCUGAGAAGCAGGUUAAAUUUUUCCAAGGCUGUGUAGCUUCUGCUUUUGCUGAGAGGGACCAUUCAAUAAUGGAGGCUGAGAAGGCCAAGGAGAAGGAGGAGAUUAUGUCACAGAGAAUGGGCAAUAUUCAAAUGAGGUUAGAGGAGCUCACCUCGGAUUGUAUUGGACAGAAGAAACUUAAUGACGCAUUUCGCAUUGCUCUUGCAAAGGAAGAAGAUCAGAAUAAGACUUUCAAGAAGGUUAUUGAUAAAUUUUACAACAUAAGGCUAAAUUCUCUCAAAGGAUUUGAGGAUACAAGUUGGGAUGAAAAGUCUGAAUGUCUUUUGCAUGAUCCUCAAGAACUGUGGAGCUUUAAUGAUACAUCCACUUCCAAAUACAUCAGUGCGUUAGAAGAAGAGCUGGAGACGAUGAAGAAAUCGGUGGAUAAUCUUCAAAAUAAGCUUCGGAUGGGGUUGGACAUCGAAAAUCAUCUAAAGGGAAAAGUUCGUGAAUUGGAAAAGAAGAAAAUAGUUACAGACAAAAUGAUCAAGAAUGGGAUAGCGGAGCUGUAUCAAUACCAUUCUCAGCAAAGAGUUCAUGUCAUGAAUUUACUUGACGAGGGAAGAUUUCAUAUGAAGUCAAUUGUCGAUGCGAUAGAGAAAAAGAUUAGACAAUUUGAAGUGAGAAAAGUACAAAGUUCAGGGCCUUCUCAAGAAGAUGAAAAACGAGAUGAAUACGAAUGUCGAGAUGUACAUAUGACCUCUGAGGCUGUCUUUGACUUGCUAUCUAAGAGGAAUGGUCCAGACUUGCUGGAUAUUGUGGCUGAUGGGAAAGGUGGUGCCUCCAAAGUCCUUGCACAGGCAUUGCAAGAGAAGGUUGCAGCAUUGUUGCUUUUAUCACAGCAGGAAGAAAGACAUUUACUGGAGAGAAAUGUAAAUGGAGCUCUUCAAAGGAAAAUCGAGGAGCUACAGAGAAAUUUAUUACAGGUUACCAAUGAAAAGGUCAAAGCUCUCAUGGACUUUGCACAACUAAAGCAGGAAUAUCAACUAUUUCAGGAGAAAAUUGGUAAGGAGACUAAAGAAGGAAAAGGUCUGGCUGGUAUUGGGGGACUAAAACUUUUAACUCAUGAAAGAGAUGGUAAGUUAAAAAACUUGCUAAAGAGAACAUAUCUGAGACGUUGGAUUGGCACACUAGAUGUUAGUGGUGAUGAUGCUGAAGCUUACCAGAAUAAUGAAGGCAAAUUCUUCAGCAAAAGGAAUAGCAUGGACUUUGCCAGAAUGAAAAUUGAACAUGCAACUCUUAAGGAAAGCAUGGAGAGUAUGGAGCAUCUGACAUCUUCGAUUCAUAGGCUCCGCCUCUCUCUUUUGAAGGCCAAGGAAUCAGUUUUGGAAGGUACAGUUACUAACGUUUCAGAAACUCUAGAUGAUGUUAUUAAUGAAGCAAAACUUGUCAAGAUUGCCCUUGGCAGCUCGCUACCCAUCAGUUGGUCAGCUGAGGCUGAUGUUGGUUCCAUUUAUGAAAGCAUCGGCAAUGAUCCCAAAGAGAUUUAUGGGGAAUCUAGCAGUGAGAAGAUAGAUUCUGUUUCUGCUGCAGGAUUUGAGAUGGUGGAGCUCCUCAUACUUGCAGCUCAGAUAUUGAAGGACAACACAAUGAAAAGUGGUUGCUGAGACACAAGCUGAUUGAGCUCUGAUAACGCAUGGUCUUGGUUCUGGGCAAGAUUUGGCACCAGUUAAUUGUUAUUGAAUGCACUGCGAAGGCUGAGGAGGUGGGUAAAAUGAGUAUUGAUUGGUUGAAUGCGGGAGGAAAGCGAUAUGUAUGCUGUGUGACAAUGGGACAAAAGGAAAAUAUGUUCAGUAAAAUGUGAAGGUUCUUGCAGUAACUUGUGAUUGUAUAUGAACUAACGUAUUUCUUAGAAAAAAUCCCCCUGAACUUUCACUGGGGAAUGUUUAUCAGUUCAGUUAAUGUAUAGUACUGUUUAAUUGUGUU